AUGAAGCUGAAGAAAAAGAAGCUUCGAAAGAGAGAACAGUUCGAUUUCAAACCCAGGACAGACAGCGGGCGGCCCUUCAUCUCUCUCGCUCCGGCAUUUUUCACCUUCCUCGAAGGGCGAAUGGCGUCGUUUGGCCUCGAGCUCUCGCUGCGUGUGAGGAAUGUUGCACCAAGCGAAGCUGCCACAGGCAUCCGUGCGGUCAUCUACAGACAUCAGGAAUCGGAUAAUAAUUACGUAGAGAUUGCGCAAACAGAAACUGUUUUCGAGCAGACUAAUGUUACUUUUCAACAUCGAUGCCCCUUAACGUAUCGAUUUGACAAGCUAGAAAGGCUAAAAGUAGCUAUUUUCUGCGUCAAAGAUGACAGCGGCAUCUUCAGUCAUCGAAUCGGCGAGGCCUACACAGAUGUGGCUACCAUCAUAGCCAAAGGAAACUCAGUUUCACUACCCUUAUCCCCGUCGGCCGCUGUUGAUCUCUACAUCACUAUUCCCGGCUUCUACUCCCACUACGUCAAGUUGAAAUUCGGCGGAAAUCAUCUACAGAUCCACGAACAUCUACCAUUGGCCGCAUAUAUGAUAUUCGUGCUAAAGACAGACAAUCGCACCAUUUUGCUGCACAAAAGCGAAGUGGUGAAAGCAAAGAAUCCCAAAUGGAAGGAGUUUUCCGUGCCUCUCUACGUUAUACAAUUCUUCCAACAAGGAGCUCUGCAAAUUUUCUGCUACAACCAGAAUGUUAAUGCGGCAGAUACACUGAUUGGUUUUUGCAACACAUCGAUGACUCAACUAGAGCGGGGGCCUGGUGCGCAGAACUCAUAUAUGCUGAUGAACUUUGAAGGGAAACGCAUGCAUGACAAAAUGUCCGUCGACUUAGAGUUAAUGGAACUCGUUCAAGGAGAAUCAUUUUUCAACGCAGUGAAAGAAGGCACCCAACUUCACCUCACUAUGGCCAUAGAUUUAUCGGCUUCGAAUGGUAAUCCAAACGAACCUGGUUCCCUACACUUCAUUCAUCCGCACACACAGAGUCCUUAUUUCAAUGUUAUGCUUCGACUGACACCAUUGUUCCUCAGCUACUCGGCUAAUACAAGGAUAGGUGCACUUGGUUUUGGCGCACGUACACAGCCUCGAUUUGAGUUGUCGCAAUGUUUUCCACUGACGGGCCCACAAGGUAACCUACAAGUGGACGGUAUCAGAGGUUUGCUAGAUGCAUACCGUGCUGCCAGACUCAUGGUGCAGCCAUUUGCCCCUACUGAGUUCUCUGAAGUAAUCUACCAUGUGUCAAAAUUUGCUAAAGCCGAAAGUAAGCGUCGUUUGGGUCUUUACUUUGUGCUCCUAAUCCUGACAGAUGGCGGCCUAGCAAACCCACGACGUACCAUCGACGCCAUUGUGGACUCCUCGCCACAUCCAAUGAGCAUAAUUGUUGUGGGGAUUGGCAGGGUUCGAGAUCGUGACUUCUCAAGCGUGAAGGCAUUGGAAUCGCCAGUUUUGAAACAUUCGGAUGGUCGCACCCUUUUCAGACAGAACUUCCAAUUUCUCACUGCCGACAUGUUGGACAGCGAUGAAGCCAUUGCCCUUAUUCCACUCCAGAUCGCUCAGUGGAGGACAUCCGUCACUUAAGCAAACGUUAUUUUUUCAUUUCACUUGUUGAUCUUGUGUCUUCAUGUUUUACCCUAAUAGCAUUUCGGGCAAAUUUUUAUAGACGGACCACUAAUCUCGCUAGAUAUCAUACGGGUCACUUUUGUCAAAAUUCGUCUAGUUGCUAAGUUUCACUGCUUUGACACCUUGCAUUACUGUUUUAUCGAAAAAGUUAGGAUGCUAGUUUUGCCGGCCAAAUGUAUCGCAUGAGUGUUUUAUGUUGCUUUAGAGAUAUAGCGAUUGAUUGUAGAGUUCGUUGCGGAUGUGGCGCCUUUAUAAUUUGUAAAUAACGGAUUACCUGGAUAUAAAAAAUCACUGACUGCCAAUAAGUAGCGUGUAGGUAACUUCCAUGUUAAUAAAGCCUUUCAUGGACUGUUUUCUGUAAUCAUGUUCACAUUCAAUUUACAAGUCCAGUGAUUUUGAU
Messenger RNA from Cylicocyclus nassatus, 2053 nucleotides. The record is from the annotation of a GenBank genome assembly. NCBI's taxonomy places the organism in Eukaryota, Metazoa, Nematoda, Chromadorea, Rhabditida, Strongylidae.